This is a messenger RNA of Branchiostoma belcheri (Belcher's lancelet), 1736 nucleotides long. RefSeq names its product something about silencing protein 10-like. The transcript has 15 exons. Gene Ontology annotation, biological process: maturation of SSU-rRNA from tricistronic rRNA transcript (SSU-rRNA, 5.8S rRNA, LSU-rRNA). Gene Ontology annotation, cellular component: small-subunit processome; nucleolus. Lineage: Eukaryota; Metazoa; Chordata; Leptocardii; Amphioxiformes; Branchiostomatidae. The record is from RefSeq and is a predicted model, not a curated record. Bases 106 to 1617 code for a protein of 503 amino acids.
CGAUGACCCUCGUUGACCUUUAACCUCGCAGAGCACGCACGCACAUGUGUUUGCGCUUUUCUGACGAAAUUUUUUCGUAAUUUGGGGACUUUUUAGACUCCAACGAUGGCGAGAGGGAAGAGAAAACGGAGUAAGAGGCCAGUUGCCAAGGCAACAGAAAACGACAGUGAUGCGUCAGAUGCACAGAAUGAUCAGCUGGAACCUGACGACUACCUGAAUGAUGAUGUGGACGACUUCUAUUCGCAAAAGGACAAGGUCCUGUUGGAUGCAGCACGAGAUUUGGAACCAGCAGACAGCAGUGAGGAUGAGGAAGAAGUGAUGGCACUUGAUGUACCUGACUCUGAUGAUGAUGAAGAGGAGGAAGAUGAAGAGGAAGAAGAUGAUGAUGAGAUGGCAGACAGUGACAUGGGGGAACAGGAUGAUGACAUGCCAGAUGAGAAGGCCUGGGGGCAGAAGAAGUCUCUGUACUACAACACAGACUAUGUGGAUGAAGACUUACCAGGAGUAGUAGGUGAUGAGGAAGAGGAGGAAGCUCAGCAGGAAGAGGAGAGAGAAGCUCUGGCCAUCCAGAAACGCAUGGCAGAGGCACUGAGUGAGGAGGACUUCGGGCUGGAGUUGUUCAAGCCAGCUAAGAAGCCGACAAAAGAUGCUGCCCUGCCAGAGGAGGAGGCAGAGGAGAGAGUGUUACAGGACCUGAGUCAGCUGUCUCACAGGGAACGCAUGGACCUGCUAAGGAAGGAGGCACCAGAACUUAAGGAGCUCAUGGACGACUUCAAGGAAAAGCUGCAGGAAGUGAUUGACAGACUCCACCCCCUGCUGAAAAUGGUUCGGUCCGGAGUCAUACCUCCUGGCAAGGGAGCAACCUAUGUGGAGACCAAGUUUCAACUCUACCUCAAUUACUGUGUGAACAUUUCCUUCUACCUGGUACUGAAGGCAGGACACACGCCCAACGUACGCAGUCAUCCUGUCAUUAACAGGCUGGUCCAGUACAGGAAUUUGAUAAAUGAGUUGGCACCAUUAGAUGAGGAGCUGGAGGGAGAAGUGUUAUUCCUUCUGGGGCAGGGGACAGGAGAGGCAGUACCUGGUGUGGUACAGAAGAUCAGGAGGAAACAUACAGGGAAACACAAACCUGCAGACACUCAGGACAACAUGGCCGACCUGGUACAGGAGGACACUCAGGACACACAACAGAAGACAAAACUCAAAAAGAGGAAGAAAGAACACCUAACAGCAGCAGAGAAAGAGGCUAUUGAGUUCUAUGAACAGAUGAAGGCAAAGAGAAGAAAAGCACAGUUAGAAGAGGAAGAGAGUUCUGAAGAAGAGAGAGAAGACACAGUUGCAGAGGAGAAGCCAGCUGGAGACCAUGAAGAGGAGGAGGAAGAAGGGGAGGAUGGGAAAAGAGCCAUCACUUAUGAGAUUUCUAAGAACAAGGGUCUGACCCCCAAGAGGAAGAAAGAGGAGAGGAACCCGCGGGUGAAGCUGAGGAAGAAGUUUCGCAGGGCUAAGAUUCGCAGGAAGGGCCAGGUCCGAGAACACCGUACUGAGCUCCACCGAUAUGACGGCGAGUUUUCAGGCAUCAAGGCUGGAGUGAAGAAGAGCACUCGUCUUAUUACGUGAUCUACGUAAUAAUGUGUUUUUUAAACUAGAAAAGUAACAUUUUCUGCAUUUGGUCUGUUCUGUUAAUUCUUACUCAAUCACAUUCAUACAUCUGGUGACAGGAGUAUAAAUCCCUCCUG